GGUGUUAGGGUUCUGACUGCUUUCAUUAUGGAUGUGGGUAGAUUAUUUUUCGUUUCGCUUACUUCGUAUUUAACCUGUUUUUAAACUAUCGUGCCUCCUUGUUGGAGCAAUUCACUUUGUUAGUAUGAAUAAACCCGAUUGUAUUUUGAAUUGUGUGUAGGCCUAAGGUGUUCAAGUUAUGCAUCUCAAAAUUACUUAAAUAUUCUCUUCAUCUCCUUAUUUCCAACGAAUGCCAGAUUUUAUUGGCUUUUCCAUGGAAUCUAUGCAUUCUCAUGUUGUAGAGAAUCAUGGAAUUGGUGAUAAAGCUAGACUUUGGACGGCAAUUUAUGAUUAUGAAGCAUCGGGAGAAGACGAAUUGUCGCUUCAUCGCGGCGAACAAGUCGAAGUGCUUUCCAAAGAUUCCAAAAUAUCCGGAGAUGAGGGUUGGUGGACGGGAAAAAUAUGUGAUAAAGUGGGGAUAUUUCCCAGCAACUUCGUUACCCAGCUCAAGAAUGUUCGUCCGAUGGGUAACGAUGGAAUUCCUUUCACCAUCAAAUUUUCAGAGCUCGAGCUGGAAGAGGUAAUCGGCGUCGGAGGAUUCGGAAAAGUGUACAGGGGGUAUUGGCGACGCCAAGAGGUAGCUGUCAAAGCGGCCAAACAAGAUCCCGACGAAGACAUAAGUGUAACGAUCGAAAAUGUUCGUCAGGAGGCCAAGUUAUUUUGGCUUCUCAAGCAUCCAAACAUCGUCACGUUGAAAGGAGUGUGUUUAGAAGAGCCAAAUUUAUGUCUGGUGAUGGAAUAUGCGAAAGGAGGGUCCCUCAACAGAGUUCUUAAUGGUAGAAAAAUUCCACCGAACGUUCUGGUCAGUUGGGCUAUACAGAUUGCAAGAGGCAUGCAUUAUCUGCAUUCAGAAGCACCAAUAUCUCUUAUACAUAGAGAUCUCAAAUCUAGCAAUGUACUUUUGAGUGAACCUGUUGGUGUGAAUGAUCUGCAGAAUAAAACCUUAAAGAUAACAGAUUUUGGCCUUGCAAGAGAGGUGUACAAGACUACCAGAAUGUCUGCUGCUGGGACCUAUGCCUGGAUGGCUCCUGAAGUUAUUAAAUCUUCCACAUUUUCUAAAGCAAGUGAUGUCUGGAGUUAUGGUGUGCUGUUGUGGGAGCUCCUAACUGGGGAGACACCCUACAAAGGCAUUGAUGCAUUGGCUGUUGCAUAUGGAGUUGCUGUGAAUAAACUUACUCUGCCCAUUCCAUCCACCUGUCCUACGCCAUUUUCAUGUCUUAUGAAAGGCUGUUGGAACCCUGACCCUCAUGCUCGACCCACCUUUGUGAACAUCUUGAAGGCCCUUGAGGCCAUAUCUCGAUCUUCCUUUAUGAACACACCCCAAGAAUCUUUUCAUUCCGAGCAAGAGAAAUGGAAAUGUGAGAUAGAGGAAAUGUUUCAUGAGCUACGCUGCAAAGAGAAGGAGCUUCGUUGUCGAGAGGAGGAGUUGACUAAAGCCUUGCUACAGCAGAAGGUCCAUGAGGAGCUACUGAAAAAGCGAGAGUUGGAACUGAAGGAAAGGGAGAUUGAUCUGCUGGAGCGAGAGUUAAACAUUAUGAUUCUCCAACAGCAACAAGACCGUCCCACGCCAAAGAAGCGGAAAGGUAAAUUCAAGAAGAGCAGACUCAAGCUGCUCAAAUAUGGAGGUCAACAAAUCAGUAUGCCCUCAGAUUUUCGGCACAACAUCACAGUUCAGCAAAGUCCAACUGUGAGGGGAAACCUAAAGAGUUUACACAAUCCAUCUAGUCCUGACAGCCCACCCUCCUCUCCUAAUCUACCUCGUCUUAGAGCUUAUGCCUUGCAAACUGAUGGUUUAAAAGGCAAAACCUGGGGACCUAGUACUGUGCACCAGAAAGAGCGAUGCCAUUCUCGGCAGAUGCUGCUGAUUGAUGGCAACAAGCGCUGGUCAAAAAGCGCACCCAAUCUGGAGAAGUCUCAGAUCCCAUUAUCCAUAGGCGGAGUAUUCAAUGCUGCAGCUUUGACUGACAAUGGUUUAGAUGAUGACUUCACAUCGAUGUCGAAAUCAUACGGUCAUCAUAAUGGUAAUGGAGAGAUAUCCACCAACAGCAAGCGAUCUUCUCUUCCACGCAGGUUUGUAGGGUCCUUCUUAGGGAAUAUGAGUGCCAUUCUUGCCUCAGUGGCUGCAGGAUUUGACAUCAGGAGUGCAAAAUACUCCUCCCUGCGGCACAGGCCGCCAACUGGAAAUCCAAAUGAUGCCGAAGACGAAGAAAUGUGGUGGCCAAAAGACAUGGGGCCACCAAUUCUCGGUUCGGAUUAUGAAUUCUCAUCUACUUCCGGUUAUCCUCAUAAUACAUACCACGGCCAAACGCGUCAUUAUCGCCCUAGUCUCAUCUUAGAUGGUGCUCAUCAAAGUAAACACUUCGAUUCCCUGUGGAACAGUGGCUCUUCCCAGUUGCCUUUAUCGCCUAGGAAACUGUCUUCUGCCAGUUGUGAAAGUGAUAAUUUCAGCUCAAACACAGACUUCUAUUCAACAGAUUGUUACAUUACUGAAAAAUAUUACCCAGACUCUAAGCCUUCAGAAGAAAAAACCUACCCCGAGUGGUCAAAUCUAGAAGGAACUUAUGCUUAUGAUAAUCCCGGUUCUCAAAUUUCAUCCACUAAUGACUUGUCAAACAUUCAAGCAUUCCUGCCACAAAGGUCCAAAUAUAGUCAUCGACGUACACCAUCCAAUGUGUCAAAUGCAUCCAAUUCUUCCUCAAAUAUAAACCCAUCUUUUCACAGCGACGAGGCAGAUUCUGAGGCAAAUGCCAUCCCUCAAUUACUUAAUUAUUCCAACAAUGUCCCCGCAUUCCAGCGUAGGAAAAGUCAGGAGAAGGGGCCAGACCGACCUUCGACCUUGGAUCUGGGAAGGUUGCCACCCCUGCCGAAAAAAAGUGCCCUGGGUCGCACUUCUCCGAAGCAAUGGACGGCUUUCUCAAAUUCCACCUCCCCUUCCAGGACAACUCCAACUGAUGGUCUGGGCACCCCCAGUGACGAGAGUUCUGGUAGCACAAGUGGAUCCAGGGUUCGUUUCUCCAUUGAUGAGACAGGAGGGCAUGUCAACAGGGUUGAGACAGGGGGGUAUGCCAACAGGCUUGAGACGAGAGGGUAUGUCAACAGGGUUGCCAAGGAGGAGGAGGAGAAGACGCUGCUCGAUUUGCCAGUAGAAGGGCAGUCACAGGAUGGCACCAUUCCGUUGUCCGUAACUCUCCUUCGGAGCUCUAAGCAGCGGCAGUUUUCGACCCGCACAUGGGAGCAGCGAUAUCUGACUUAAAUAGAUGUCUUGUGAGUGUCUAUUUGUUUAUGCCAAAAUAUGCUCAUAAACAUUACAUUCCUAUUGAUGAUUGUGUAACAGUUUUAAAAUGUGGUUUUGUAGUAAAAUGCUUUACAUGAGAUACUUAAGUGUGGCCCAUAUUUUUUUUUACUUUCUAUUUUAAGUUUUUAUAGAAUCAUACAUUUAACAUUCCUUUUCAACAUUAAUUUUAUUAGAUGGAACCAAAUAUGUGUAAAGCUUUAUUAGUUUUUCAUUUUCUUAUUCCGAUAUAAUUGAAUAUGAAUAGAUCUGAAUAUUAAAAAAAAAUUUUAAUGCAGAUUGGCCAUCCUUUUGUAGCUUUUUAAAAAAUAAACUUUUACAGAUCUGAUAUUUUUUUAUUCUGUGUACCCCUGAAUGCGCUCCAGUUGUUUUAUUAAAUUUAUGUAGAAAAUAUAAAAACUAAUGUGUUAGAUGAGAGUUAUUGUUGUGAUAAUUGAUUUUAGUUUAUUAUAGAACUGUUUAUUUUUGUGAUAAAAUUUUAUUUUCUGACUUAUUAUAAGCAAUCAAACUUUUAUAUAGAAAAAAGUUAGUCAAUCAAAUCUUUAUGGAAGUUAAUCAAAAUAAUUUUGAUGAAGUUAACAUUUUGUUAAAUUACAAUAGAUACCUCAGUGAUGAGUUUGUAUUACCUUUGUUUUUUCUUUCGCAUAAGAAUUGUUUGAAGACUUUGUUGCUACUUCAUAUUUGUACAGUUUUAGUUAUAGCUUAAAAUUCUAAUCUCAUAAAAUUUAUUAAUAUAUUUAUUGUAUGUUAUUUAUGGACUUUCAGAAACUGUUAUAUCUUUUGUUCAAAUAUUCACACAUCCAUUUAAGUGUUUUGAUUGUAUAUUUGAAAUGCUAUUUAAAUAACUUCAAAUUCUGAAACUAGUGUUAAAAUUCAAUGCUCAAUUUUGUUAAGUGUUUAAAAAUGAGCAAAAAAUUGUACGCGUAUGUAGCUUGUAUUAAAAUUCGCAUCACAAGUCCGGGUUUUGUUUAGCAAUAGAAAAAUAUGAGUUCAAAUGUUACCGUAUACUAUUACUAGUUCCAUCAACUUCUUUUUUAAAAGAUAUGUGUUAAAACAAGUUGCUGAUAUAGUAUAUUAUAUCAAGGGUUGGAUUUCCUUUAAGUCUUAAAUACAAUGAUUUCUUGUAUAUAAGUUUUGAUACUGAUAACUAAGCAGAGUGAGAGGAACUAACACAGAUUGAGAUUCAUUAACACGGAAGAGGCAAUGUCGCAUUGAUGAUGUAGUUGCCCACUGUAUUUCUCAAAAGCACCAUAGAAUUAAUGUAUCAUUCUUCAAAGCAUUCAUUCUUUGAAGUCCUAAACUUUUUUUUGGUUAAUUUUUUCUUUAAAAUUUCAGUCCAGAUUUUCCCUGCCACCUCUUUUAUCCAUUUGCAUUUUUAUGUAAAAAAAUAACGUUUUUUUUUUUUUACACCCCUACGACAAUAUUUGUGAAUCAAGCGGGAGCGGCACUACAGCUAGAGUGAAACUAUUCUAUUGGUAAAUGUAAUAAAUUCUUUCAGCAUAGUUUCUUGUUCUAGGCAAAAGUAAUUUUAAUUUAAAAAAUAAUUGAGCAAUUAUAAAUUAUCAUCAAAGUGGUUGAUUGAUCACUGCAUAUCCAAUUUUUUAAUAUAAUUGUUCAUUUUUGAUUUUAUUUUAUUUAAUUUUUUUUAAUAAUCAAAGUUCUUUUUAUCCCCAAGGGUAAACUUAAAAUCUGUUGUGAGCCCUGAUUUUUUUAAUGUUAAUUUUAAAGUUGAUUGCCAAAAAUAAAUUAUUUUUAAUCUAGGGAGUUUUUUUGGACUUGUUUGUAUUGUUGUGUUGCAAUUUUUUCCUCUGAGAACUUGUUUAGCAGGGGUUUUUUUUUGGGGGGGGGGCAGAUGGACAGGUGUUUUAAUUUUUAUCCUUCCAUCCUUGAGAUCACCCAUGGUUGAAGAUUACCUGGGAAGCUUCUAUCCACUUCUCUGUUUAGAGCUCUCAAAAUGUUUCAUAUGAGCUUAUUAACAAAGGAUUUUUCUGAAAUUUUGUUUUUUUUUGGGGGGGGGGAGGGGGGUUAGGCUUAUCUUCCCCUCUUAGACAAAAUCUUAGCUCAUGGGGUGAAUUAGGUGCAAUAUGCAUAUUUGAGACAAUUUUAUUCAAUGUUUUUUAUAUUUUCAAAAUCUGUUGAUUUUUGGUUAUACUCGUAUUUUAUCCUGAAUUUACAAGGUACUUCUAACAUGCAUUUUAGUUCAGAUGAGUAAUUAUUAUAUUAUGCAUGAGGGUUGAGUUUUGAGUAAAAUUUAAUAAUUAAUGGACAAAACAUGUAAAUCAUUAUAACUAAUUUCCAUUUUACUUCAAGGAUUUAUAAAAGCAAAACCAGCUCAAAAAAAAAAAAAAAAACUUUACAACAGCUUAAGAAUGUAGUUUGUGUCUCUGUAUAGAGAAAAUUUGAUCCUCUUCUUUCCAAAAUCAAUGUUUGUUGAAUCAAACUAAAAAAAAAAAAAACCCACAAAACUAUACCAAGUUAUCAUAUUAGAGAAUUGAAGUUUUUAAAUGUCUUUUUUUAUCAGCAUAAUUUAUUUUGAGGUGAAUAAAUUCCCCACAUAUAUCACUAUAUGCCAUACAUUGUUUUUUUUUUCUUUCUUUUAAAGCCCCAUAUGGUUAGAACUUACAUGCAUUGCAAAAUGAGAGUUAUUAGUUAAUUUAUUAUAUUGUUCAUUGUUAACAGCGAAUGAAAGACAUAUGAUUCCAGAAUGUCUUGGAAUUUUUAAAGAGUACUUAUAUUUUUAUAAAGGGUUGUAUAUUAGAUGUAAUAGUAUGUUAGAAAAAGAUCCAUACUAUUUAUUGUAGAUGUUUAUGUAAUUUAUGAGCUUUGAUAUUUUAGAAUUCAUCAUACAGUUAAAUUAUAAAAUAUAUACUGAAAUAAAUCAUUAUUUUGCAAUAAAAUUAAAUACAGAAUAAAUUUUGAAGUGUAUUUUGAUAUCUACUUCGUAGUAAGACUUUUUUAAAUGUUUUUCUUUUAUAUAAAAAGCUAAGUGCCUGAAAUUGAAGAGUUAUGUAAAAAUAUUAUUUUUGUAUAUAUCUAACUAUACACAUAUAACAAG
Messenger RNA from Uloborus diversus, 6386 nucleotides. RefSeq names its product mitogen-activated protein kinase kinase kinase 11-like. The record is from RefSeq and is a predicted model, not a curated record. Gene Ontology annotation, biological process: protein phosphorylation. Gene Ontology annotation, molecular function: protein binding; JUN kinase kinase kinase activity; ATP binding. Bases 230 to 3292 code for a protein of 1020 amino acids. Lineage: Eukaryota; Metazoa; Arthropoda; Arachnida; Araneae; Uloboridae. The transcript is spliced from 9 exons.